GCAGGAGGGGGGUGAAGGAGAGAGCGGGCGGGCUCUCCGCCUCCGCCUCCUCUCUGCACCGUGCACGCCCACUGCGUGUGUAUGAGUGUGUGUGAGAGAGCCAGCGCGCACACACACAUACACACACACACACACACACACACACACACACACACACACGCACGCGCGCGCUCGCGGGGCGGGGAAGCCUGGCUCUGCUAGGAGAGCGGAGCGGCGUCGGUCACUCCCAGGACUUCGUUCCGUUCCCCGGCUCUCCUUGGGCUCCGGCUCCCGAGGGCGGCGCGCCCCGAGGCACGCAGGCGGCUCGCAGGCUUGCUCCCACCCACCGUCCCUCCCCUCCGGGGACAGGAUGAGGGGGCUCGUUCCGCUGACAGCUCGCCAGCGUUUGUGAAGCCGGAGGAGGACGGAGGGGAGAGCCGCACGCCCUUUCUCCUGCCCGCCGGGACACGAGCAAGAGAAGGAGCCAUGAAGCCCGCUCCGUGGAGGAUCCUCCUCUCGCUGCUGCUGUGGCUUCUGCUGGAGUGUACAGAGGCCAAAAAACAUUGCUGGUAUUUUGAAGGAAUAUAUCCGACAUAUUAUAUAUGCCGCUCCUAUGAAGACUGCUGUGGGUCAAGAUGCUGUGUGCGGGCUCUGUCCAUACAGAGGCUCUGGUAUUUUUGGUUUCUUCUGAUGAUGGGUGUUCUCUUCUGCUGUGGAGCUGGCUUCUUCAUUCGCAGGAGGAUGUACCCUCCACCACUAGUUGAAGAACCAACAUUUAAUGUAUCCUACACCAGGCAGCCCGCUAACCCAACAGCAGGAGCCCAGCAACCAGGCAUGCCAUAUUACACUGACCCGGGAGGAGCUGUGAUGAACCCAAUGGCGAUGGCUUUCCACGUCCAGCCCAACUCACCCCAGGGCACCCCAGUUUACCCACCUCCACCCUCCUACUGCAAUACGCCACCUCCCCCCUAUGAACAGGUGGUCAAGUCCUCCAAGUAGUGGUGAUGGAAGGUCAGGUGAUUUGACGCUGUAGGAAGAAGGCACCGUGGGGUAGUCACGGGAGCUGAGGGAGGGGGCCUCAGCAUUUCUGAGAUACUUGUCCUUCUACCCUCCCUGUCCCCAUCAACGUUAGUCACAAGGAAUGAUCUUAUGGGCUGCCUGUGGGUCCAUUUUCCUUUGAUGUCUUCAAAGCAAGCACAAUGCCCCUUCCGAGGGUUUUAUGGAGACCUCUCUUUUAAAGUCACAUUGUGUGUGUUCGUGUUUUCUGUUUAUUUAUUGUUUCUGUUUCCCAGGCUGUUGAGGCGCUGGGACUGAGUGUGGUAGUUGUUCGGGGGUUUGUCAGAGCCACAAGACACUUCGGCCGUGCCCUUGGGGCAGCACCACUCAGUGGUCAUCGGCAGACCCGGGAGGAGGAAACACAGAUCUAUAGGGAAAGCUAGUCUAAACAGAAUAGCAUGGGAGGUCCUGGGAGGGAACAGAUCUUUCUUUCUUUCCUGGUUUGAAGGGCAGAAAGGGAACAACUUAAAAAGAUGGGGCCUAGCAUUUCCGUGACAAGCUUUGUUCUGCUGGACAGAAAGGUUCCUGACUUCAGGAAUACUCAGGUCCCACUCAACUCAACCCCCGACCUACCCACUGGUGGAGAGACAAGAUAUGUUGGGAUCACCUGUUGGCAGUGGCUCUCCUGUUAGUGAUUCUCCCUUUCUUGCGUUGAUGUCCAAGGCAUUCAUGCUUCUUACUUCUGAGAGUGGGAAGAGGGAAGACGAGGAUAUCCAUCUUAAGAAGCCUCUAUGUCACUUCACCAGCUAUAUUAACACCCCAAACAUUUCAAUCUAGAUGUGGAAGGAGACUAAAGAGCUAGUAGGUCAUAAUUCAUGUAGCGUAAAGAUCAGGACGAAAUGAACUGCUCACUCAUAGCCCGAGGUUCUCCAGAAAUCACUAAGGGAUUUGGGAAUUCCUAGAAAAACUGUUUCUGGCACUCAGCCAUAGGUAACGGUAAUGUGUUUUUAAAACCAGUGAAUUUAGGGGAAACAGCUUCCCAUCGCCUAGGGCAUAUUAGAAGGGCCAUUCCCAUGGGAUGAAGACAAUGAUGACCCUAUAACCCCUCAGUAAGAACUAUGGAUCUGAAAGAGAGAGAGCCCUCUCUAGAAUAAUCUUGUGUUGUUUUCCCAGGUCCUCUGCCAGCCAUCCCACCCCUCCCUAUGCUCAAAGGUCCCCAUUUCCUUCCUGGAAGCAGCGCUGUUCUCUGAUAGAUCUCUGGAUAGAAACUGGUCACUCCUGGGUUCAGAGGCAUUUAGUAAAGGGUAUUCUCUGAAACUGUAGAAAAUGACCCCCUGAUGUUUUUUAAAUAAUUUUUAUUCACAGAAUUUGUUUUUACAUCACCUACAUUUCCCAAUGAAUCCUCCCUCCCCACAAGAGCUAUCAAAGAAUAGAAGGAAAGCUAACCAAUGUACUGAAAAAAGUCUGAUUUUAUAUGCAAUAUUCCACACUCAUAGUCUCCCAUCUCUGCAAAGAAGUGGUCCCAUCGUGUUUUAUAUGUCUUUUGAAAGCAAAUAAUCAAAUUCUACCAAGUAGGGACAUUCCCUGAGAAAACUCCCUUCCCUAUCUUGUCACCCUGAGUGAACCCUAACUGAGGGCUGAACAUUUCUAUUUCUUACAUUAAUUUUCCUGGGAGCCUGUGACUACCCCAUCAUGCAAACACAAAAACGCCAACUCUGGUGCCCAAGUGUGGACAAUCAGUCAGCCAUUGAAGUCUUAGAGACACAACUAGGGAUCUUGGUGACUGUGAUUAUUUAGCUCAGAGGCACGGGGCUUCAUGGGGAUCUCAGGCCUAGUCCCUAGGGCUCUCAAAUGGAGGAGCUCUAACUGAGAAAGAGAAGAGAAUCCUGAGAUUAUAGGUGGAUUUCUGAAAAGCGCAAAAUCUCUAAGGAUUUUAUUUUCCCGAUAGUUAAGUCAGCGUGAAGCCUGAGGCAGUCCACAUGUGAUUUAAUUCAAUCUCAGGAUAUGCUUCAAAAAGGUGACUCCGUGGGUAAUAAACAUUCACCUUCCUAGACCCUAGUCUCCAAGUCCAGUCCAAGGGGAUGAGGCUCUCAAAAUGUCAUUUUCUAAGGUUAAUGAGGAGAAGUCAACCCAGAUGUUGACCUGAUCUAUCACUUAAUGCCAAAGUGAGACACAGGCCACAGACCACCCCUCCCAUUCACCAGGUAUUUAUUUUUCCUUACACAUGGAAAAUACCUUUUUGAAAUGUUAACUGUAACACGUGAGUAGACAAGCUUCUGAGGUUUAUCCUUUGUAUCCUAGCAAGUAUUCCUAUAUCCAGCUCUCCUUAGGAGUUUCUAACCUUUUUUUGUGUUAGAGACCCCUUCUCAAGAGUAAUUUUUUUUUAAAAAUUCACAAUUUAAGAACUACGUUUCAGUUAGAAGUUACUGAUACUAAAUCUGAUUUUUCCCAUCCAAAAUCACACUGUAUCCCUCCCCCAGAUUAAGAACCCCUGCCUUAUGGGAAUUCUACGUGCAGCAUUGUAUUUUGAGGGGACCCAUAUGUAUCUAAAGCAAAGUCCACUUUUGGAAUCAGAGUGUCUUAGGGAAUUCUGUUUUGACAAAGACAUGCUAACAAAGAGAAGGAAACCCCAGUGGAUGGAGAAGAAAUUUGUCCUACAAGCUUGCUGCCAGGAACCAUGGCCAACCUGGGCUGCUUCAGGUUUCUGGACCCUAGCCAAGAUGCCCCCAGACUCAUAACCUGGAUGUGAAGAAAAGGACUAUACAAGGUUCCCAUCCAAGGAACAAAUCUUUGUGUCAUAAAGCCUACCUUUCUCCUGGUUUACAUGUGCAAAUAUACAGAAAUGCAUAUAGACAGACAUAUGCAUAUUAAUAUUUAUACACACAUAUUUCAAACAAAGAAGCAGUGUCAUCAGGCUGGCUCCAGACCCACACAGUCCAGCUGAAUAGCAAUCAAAGACCCAGAUGGCCAUGAGGGAAGCUUUUUUGGGGGGGAAGGGAGGUGGGGAGGUGGGGGGAUGGGGACAAGAGCCCCAAGAUACUAGAAUAUUGGUGGUGGUCUACAGUUUUCUAUAUUAUUGUAUAUGUGCAAGACAAAAUGUUUUCUCAGAAGCAUGGGGUAGAACCCAGCUACAGUGAACUCUGAUACUGUACAUUGAAAUUCAACUUCUGGGGAAGUUUUCCUGAAGUUCUCAUUUCCUCUGUUAAUGUCGGUGGAUUCUACCCACCUCUUCAUCUUUUAACCUCGAGCUCAGCCUCCUGGUGUGGUGAAAUCAUCUAGUUCCUACCUAGCGACAUGGCAGAAUCCACAGGCGAAACCCCAAAGUCCCUGACAGGUUUUGUGCAUGCUUUUCCUCUGCAAAACUUUUGAUGAUUUCUGUUCCUUUUUUUCUUUCUAUUUUUAGUAAAAGAAUAAUAAAGUACCUUUUGAUAGGGUCCUGUUUCGUAUGUAUGCAAAAUAAAAAUCGAUUUGGGUGUGU
Molecule: messenger RNA, 4453 nt
Organism: Trichosurus vulpecula (common brushtail)
Lineage: Eukaryota; Metazoa; Chordata; Mammalia; Diprotodontia; Phalangeridae
Gene: VOPP1
Product: VOPP1 WW domain binding protein
Exons: 5
Coding region: 466-978 (170 amino acids)
Cellular component (GO): cytoplasmic vesicle membrane
Source: RefSeq, a predicted model, not a curated record